GAACCGAUACCAGCAGACAUCCGAAGAGAUAGUUCUAGUCAUGUCAUCACCUUUACAUAUUCUUUCUCAAAAUGAGAAUCUCUCGGUGUCUUUCUGUGGUUCUGGCUUUCUAGCAACAUACCAGCUUGGUGUUGCACAGAGUCUUCUGGAUAAUGCACCGUGGAUCCUACAAAGCGCUCCGAGAGUCUACGGGGCGUCUGCUGGGUCUCUUGUCGCUGCAGCUGUUGUUUGUGGGUCAAAUCUAGGUCGUGUGCGAGACCAGUUUUUGGAAUUUGCGCGAUUCACAAAACAACAUCCACUUGGUCUUCUCAAUCCGACGGUUGACAUUUUCAGAUGGUUGGAGGUCACACUGCAGCGCACACUGCCUGAUAAUGCCUAUGGUCUGGCCAGCGGCCGUUUGCAUGUUUCCAUGACUCGCAUCCCUGACAGAAAAAACAUCCUAGUGUCAGAAUUUCAUUCCAAUGAAGACUUAAUAAAAGCACUUUUGUGCAGCUGUUUUGUUCCUGUAUACUCUGGCAUGAUUCCACCACAGUAUAAAGGUGAGCACUACAUGGAUGGAGGUUUCACAAACAUCCAGCCCUUUGAGGAUUCCUCUCCCACCCUCACCAUCUCCCCGUUUGCUGGCGAGAUGGACAUCUGUCCCUCUGAUACCUCCACCACCCUGUGUGAUGUGAUCAUUCAACAGCUUUCCCUCGAGUUCUCUCUGACUAAUUUCAUUAGACUGGUAGAUGCUAUGUUCCCUCGGGACUGGAGGAUUCUGAAGAAGGCAUUUUACAGUGGAUACCAAGAUACUGUUUAUUUUCUGCAGCGGAACAACGCUUUGCAUUUGUACCCCGAAUUGAGAAGGGAUUCUGAAGUGUCUGAUGAUUCACGGAGCUCAGAUCACUGGAUGCUAACACAGACUGAUGAUGCAGAGGGACGAGACCAGGAGGAGGAAUUCCAGCAAAACUACCUGGAACACCCUGAGGAGAAGAUUGUCAGUUGGGUGGGCUUAUCAAUGGGUCCAUCCCAUCAAGAGCAGGCAGUACAUAAGAAUUCAUCUGUAAAAGUUCAGGAAGUGCUGCUGUGUAAUAUCAUGGGUCAGAUAGAGAUUAUGAGUAAUCCGAAUGUCUCGUUAUCUCAACGGACACUAUCAUACCUGCUCUUCCUGUUCACACUGCCAAUCUGGAGUGCAACAACUUUCAUGGACAGGUAUCAGAAAUGGAUCGCACAUGCUACGGUGGUGGUAUACUGGCUCUGGCAGGGGGUUAAACUCUUCAUAAUCUUUGUGCUCAACAUUUGCUUGUCUACACUGAGGAAAGGCCUAAGAGACCUGCUUUUGGGUCUGUUCAGUUUUAUCCCUUUGCUAGUUCACACUGAGUAUCAGAGGGCAAGAGAGUAUGCUGAAAGAAAUGUGGCCUCCUCUAGUCUGAAUGGUCAGGUCUCUACUCCUUUUCCAGGGAGUCCCUCUAUGGCACAGACCCUCCCUAAUCUCUACACACUUCUGUGUUCACUAGAAAUGGAGAGCAAAUGGAGAAGACACAGGAUUGAGGUGCAACACACAUUACAGAAACAUGUUGGACAUGUGAAAAGACAUUAAACACAUACAAACCGAGAUAUGUAAUGUUAAUCAUUACAUCCAGAUUGAUAAAUCAAUCCAUUAAAAGCAUCAAGCAUGCAUACUUUAUGCCUUGAAUAAUAAUAAUUUAAAAAAAAAGCUCUAGUAAUGUUAAAAGACUUGCGAAGUAAAACAUAAUGCAACUUACGCUUAUCACGCUUUUCUCCUGUGACCUAGAUGGUGUUGUUUUUUUUUAUUAUUGUUUAUCCAUCAUAAUCAUUAGGGAGAAGUUUUGAAGCAAGUGUUAUAGAGUGUUGAAAGGUUGUGAAAUUAUUUUAAGAAUAGUGUAGUUUGUGGUUUACUUACAUUCUAAGUAACAGUAUAAUAUUCUGUUUAUGUAAUAAUUCACUAUAUACAAUAAAUAAUAGAUGGUUAAAAAUGAACAUUACAAGCAGAUUUCCCAUUUUGAAUUUGAAUGGGACACGUGUACUGUGCACCACAAUUUACUGAUACAUAUAUAUCGCAUGACCCUGGUUACAUCAAGCACUGACACUAAAACUCCAGGAUUCAGUUUAAAUUGAUUAUCAAUGGUGCUCAAUGGACAAUGUGUUUAAACAGGAGACUUUCAAAUGACUGGGGUGGUGGCUAAUACAGUUCCAGGCACAACUUCAAUGCCACCAUUAUUUAAUUUCAAACCAUCUAGAAAUCCAUUAUCUCAUCAAAACAGAGGUUAAAAUGACAAAAUAUGUUUUAGUAAAUGUACCCUAUAUUAGAAGCACAACAGCAUCAAACAGAGCAUGCCUAAGCAUGGCCUUAGUCAUGCAGUGGUGAGUCCUGUGAUACCUCAUUUACCCCCAUCAAGACAAACAUCUACUGGUGAUGCCACGUUCCUCAGAUAAAAAGCUUGACCAAUUACUGUGCAUUAUGUCCAAGGAGAUGCUCAACCUGACUUAACCAAAUGAAAUCACAUGAUAGUCAUCAUAACUAAUUUUCAGUGCAAAAUCCAAUGUUGUUUAGCGUAAAUGGGGGAAGGUCAUGAAAAAGAGUUAAGACAAUGAAGCCUAUAAUAAUGAUCAUUACCACUGUCUGUAAUAUCAUGUGUGUGUGUAUAUAUAUAUAUAUAUAUAUAUAGAAUAGAAUGCAAAAAAGCUUUUAUUCACAUUACUGUAUUCAUAUAUUAUUAAAUUUAGUUUUUAGUAUGAGUAGUUAUUUAGUAAUAUUAGUAAUUAGCAUCAUUUAAACCAAUUUUUUUUUGUGUCAUUUUUAUUUGUAUAGCACCUUUCAAAACACAUCAUUUCAAAGCAGCUUUACAGAAAAUCAUGCAUUAACAGAAAAUGAAACUGUAAUAUCUAUAAAGUCUUAGUCAUCAUUGUGUACUUUGAUUAAAUAUGAUUGUGAAGUGUGUAUAAAAAUAAUUAAAUAAUUGUAUUUAGAAACCCAGGGAGCAAGCCGAAAGUGACUUGUUUGUUUUUUUUAGUACUUGUCCUUGUAUUACAGUACUUUUUUUCUUUUGAUUUUGGAUUAAAUUAUGACCCAGACAUGUUUUUA
This is a messenger RNA of Myxocyprinus asiaticus (Chinese sucker), 3085 nucleotides long. RefSeq names its product patatin-like phospholipase domain containing 1 (gene pnpla1). Gene Ontology annotation, cellular component: cytoplasm; membrane; lipid droplet. Gene Ontology annotation, molecular function: triacylglycerol lipase activity. The transcript has 9 exons. Gene Ontology annotation, biological process: lipid homeostasis; triglyceride catabolic process. The record is from RefSeq and is a predicted model, not a curated record. Lineage: Eukaryota; Metazoa; Chordata; Actinopteri; Cypriniformes; Catostomidae. The coding region runs from base 41 to 1579 and encodes 512 amino acids.